Messenger RNA from Olea europaea var. sylvestris, 711 nucleotides. RefSeq names its product protein FAR1-RELATED SEQUENCE 5-like. Bases 1 to 711 code for a protein of 236 amino acids. The record is from RefSeq and is a predicted model, not a curated record. Lineage: Eukaryota; Viridiplantae; Streptophyta; Magnoliopsida; Lamiales; Oleaceae. The transcript has 3 exons.
AUGACACAGUUGGCUAAAAUUAAUUCUUCCACUAGGCAAGUUUUGGUGAAGAAGAGAGAACUAAAAAAUCUUGAAAUAAAUCACGGUGCUCUUAAAGAAGACAAAAAUAUGGAAGAUGUUUCGUUCGUCGAAUCCAAAAAUGAGAAUGUGGACAACAAUGUAAAUGUUGUGGGAGAGGAAAUUAUAGGAAGAGAUGAUUGUAUUGUGCCUGAGGUUGGUAUGCAGUUCAAUGAUGAAAAAGAAGUGUACGAUUUUUAUGCAAGAUAUGCAUAUGCCAUGGGUUUUCCAAGUAGGAAGAGGAGUUCGACGAAGGAUGAUGAUGGUGUUUUGAGAUAUGUCACAUUGACAUAUAGUCGGGAAGGACGAAGAAACAGUGAUACAAGCACUUCUUUGAAGCUGCAACCAACAAUUCAAACGGGUUGUAAAGCUAGAAUCUCUGCAUCUUUCGAUAUCCAUGGUUACUGGAAAAUUAACACAGUCCAUCUUGACCACAACCAUAAGACAAGUCCUACUAAGUCAAGGUUGUAUCGAUGCAAUCAAGAAUUAAGUGCACAAGUGAAACGAAACCUUGAAGUGAACGAUAUGGCUGACAAUCGAUGUAGGCAAGCAUACAAGGAGUUUGGGGACGUUGUCACAUUUGAUACAACUUACCUUACUAAUAAGUAUGACAUGCCAUUCGCCCCUUUUGUUGGCGUGAAUCAUCAUGGAUAG